Scophthalmus maximus (turbot) is the source of this 5683-nucleotide messenger RNA. It is a transcript of the gene eif2ak4, whose product is annotated as eukaryotic translation initiation factor 2 alpha kinase 4. Gene Ontology annotation, biological process: regulation of translational initiation by eIF2 alpha phosphorylation; DNA damage checkpoint signaling. Gene Ontology annotation, molecular function: ATP binding; eukaryotic translation initiation factor 2alpha kinase activity; protein binding. Bases 298 to 5289 code for a protein of 1663 amino acids. The record is from RefSeq and is a predicted model, not a curated record. The transcript has 39 exons. Gene Ontology annotation, cellular component: cytosol. Lineage: Eukaryota; Metazoa; Chordata; Actinopteri; Pleuronectiformes; Scophthalmidae.
GACACAAACACGGGCCGCUGGCAUCAGCCACGCGCCAGCAGCAGCAGAGGCAGCGGCGACAGCAGCAGCGUUGUUGUGGUCGCGCGUGCGAUAAGUCCUAUUUUCACUGAGUGAGUAGACCACAGCCAGGGGGCUGCUCUUCUUGAUAAACUCUGAGUUUAUUGAGACGCGGAGGGGUGCAGAGCGGCUUUAGCGGCGGCGCAGCCUCUUCUGGCUUGUGCGUGACGGCUGUGUGUGCGAGAGAGAGAGAGAGUGAGUGACAGCACCGGAGGACUGCCAUGUAGCCGCGGCGGAAGAAUGAGCCGCCAGCAGCACACUCCAGCCGCGGCGACAGACGACCACACGGUCCAGCAGGAAAAUGAACUAGAAGCCCUCGCCUCUAUCUUUGGAGAUGACUUCCGGGAUCUGCGGAGCGAGGACCCGUGGAAGGUUAAAAGGCCCCCGGAGGUGCACCUCUGUCUGCGACCCAACGGGCUGAACAACGGGCAGGAAUGCUUCGCGACAGUGGACCUGCAGAUCAAAUGUCCUCCCACAUAUCCAGACGUGCCUCCAGAGCUGGAGCUGAAGAACGCCAAAGGCCUCUCAAACGAAAACCUCCAGAACCUGAAGAGUGAAGUCAACAAGCUGGCAGCGAUGAGAUGUGGAGAGGUGAUGAUUUACGAGCUAGCGGACCAUAUCCAGGGCUUCCUGAGUGAGCACAACAAGCCUCCAUCAAGUUCCUUCCACGAGGAGAUGCUGAAGAACCAAAGGAGGCAGCAGGAGAAGCAAGCCUUGGAGGAGCAGCGGAGGAUGGACCAACAGCGCAAACAGGAGGAGGAGAUGGAAAAAGAGAUUAUGGCUGUAAUCCAAAAAAGAGAGGAGGAGAAGCGAGAGGAGAAGAGAAGAAAGGAAAUAGCCAAACAGGAGCGACUUGAGACUAUGGAUGAGACAAUCCCUGCCAACUCCUCCCUGUUAGGGAGGAGCCCACCUAGCCCAGGGGGAGCUCCCCCUGAACUGACCGAAGCAAAGAAAGCAGGCGGCAACCGUCGUCGGACUACCUCAAACACACGCCACAGGCGUGACACGAUUAAUGAAGACAACCACCGAUCGCAGGAGCUUCUUCACUUCAACAGCAGCUUUUUGGGAGAGCUUGUUGUCCACAGAGGGAAAAGUUUAGGUGGAAGUGAGAGCCUUGGCCGUAACGUUUAUUAUGGAUUUGAGGCAAACUCUGGAGACUUUGCUGUGGUCUACGAGUGGUCGUUGCGCUGGAACAAGACGAUGAGCAAGUUCUUCACCAGCCAGGAAAAAGGAAAGAUUGACAACUGUAAAAAGCAGAUCCAGGGGGCAGAAAAUGAGUUGAACUCCCUCCUCAGGCUUGACCACCCACACUUGGUGCAUUAUAAGGCACUGAGCUCCAUCGAGAAGGACGACUGCCUCGUGGUUUACCUGCUGGUGGAGCAUGUUUCCGGGGUCAACCUGAACCAGAGCCUGAUCAACCACACCCCGGUCCCGCUGGAUAAACUCUGCCAGUACACGGCCCAGCUGCUGGCCGCGCUCGACUACCUUCACUCCAACUCUGUAGUCCACAAGCAGCUGGGGGCCUCCAGUGUGCUGUUGGACUCCGAGGGCAACGUUCGAUUGACCGAUUACAGCCUGUCGAAGAGGUUUGCCGACAUGUGCAAAGAAGACGUUUUCGAGCAGCACGUGCGUUUCUCGGAGGCCACAGCGAUGCCGACAAAAACGGGCAAGAAAGGGGACGUCUGGAACCUGGGGCUGAUGCUGCUCGCUCUGAGUCAGGGGAAGGAGGUGAAGGAGUAUCCAGUGACGGUGCCAACCAGCCUGCCUGCGGACUUUCAGGACUUCCUCCACAAGUGUCUGUGCCUGAAUGAUGCUGAGCGCUGGACGCCCCAGCAGCUUUUGGACCACCCCUUCCUCAAGCCUCCGUCACCCAAGAACCUGCCUCAGUGCCAGGAUGCCAGCCCAGAAGAUCUUGCUGUGGACUUUGCGUCGUCGGUCAUCCCACGGAGUCACAUCCUCGAUGCUCCGUUCAUCUCUGGGGUACAAAGGCAGUUUUCACGCUACUUUGAUGAGUUUGAGGAGCUGCAGCUUCUUGGAAAAGGAGCGUUUGGUGCUGUGAUUAAGGUUCAGAACAAACUGGAUGGCUGUUACUACGCCGUGAAGCGCAUCCAGGUCAACCCAGCCAGCAAGCAGUUCAGACGGAUCAAAGGCGAGGUGACGCUGCUCUCGCGCCUCAACCAUGAGAAUAUCGUCCGCUACUACAACGCCUGGAUCGAGCGGCACGAGACGCCCUCGACAGGGGUGCUGAGCAACAGUGAAAGCUCCGAGCCGCAGAGCACAGCUGACAAGCUUCCUCGGGCGGAAAAGGGGCCACAGCGCCUCAACGAACUCGGCCUCCCUGACAACGCGGAGGACGUCGCACCGCCUCUUGCCCUGUCGAGCUCAGUGGAGUGGUCCACCUCCAUCGAGAGGUCCUCCAGCGCCAAGUGCGGUGGACACCAAUCUAGCGAUGAUGAGGACGACGACGAGGAUGAUGAUGAUGAUGAUGAAGAUGUGUUUGGUGCCUCUUUUUUGCCGUCAGAUAGCGACUCUGGGAGUGACAUCAUUUUUGACAAUGGCGACGAAAGCAUAGACGAGAUGUCACAGCUUGAUCCAAGCAAAAGGCCAGUGACCGACACAGCCGAGAGCACAGACGGCGAUCAACCUCAGCGCAUAGCACAUUACCUGUACAUACAAAUGGAAUACUGUGAAAAAAGCACUUUAAGAGACACAAUAGACGACGGCCUGCAUCAGGACCAGACACGGUUAUGGAGGCUGUUUAGGGAAAUACUGGACGGCCUUGCUUACAUCCACGAGCAGGGGAUGAUUCACAGGGACUUGAAGCCUGUCAACAUCUUCCUCGACUCACAGGACCAUGUGAAGAUUGGUGACUUUGGCCUGGCGACAGACCAUCCUGCUAAUGUGGCUGCAGGUAAAUUUGAAGUAGAGGAGAGUGGCUCUGCAGCGAUGGCCAAACUGGACCCAACAGGUAACAUGACAGGCAUGGUCGGCACUGCCCUCUACGUCAGUCCGGAGGUUCAAGGAAAUACUAAAGCCACCUACAACCAGAAAGUUGACCUGUUUAGCCUGGGAAUCAUCCUCUUUGAGAUGUCCUUCAGGCCGAUGACCACCGGGGCUGAGCGCAUCUCUGUCCUUAGCCAGCUGCGUGUGGAGUCCAUCAUCUUCCCUGAAGACUAUACUGAGUACGAGCAAGGAACACAGAGGACGGUUAUACAGUGGCUGUUGAACCACGACCCAGCGCUGCGGCCCACCACCCAGGAGCUGCUCAAGAGCGAGCUGCUGCCUCCGCCUCAGAUGGAGGAGUCAGAGCUGCACGAGGUGCUGGAGCACACCAUGGCCAAUAUCAACGGCAAGGCCUACCGCACCAUGGUGGGUCAGCUUUUUGCGCAGAACACAUCUCCGGUCAUGGAUUACGCCUACGACAUAGACCUACACAAGGGCAGCUUCAGCUUCAACGGUGCCAAAUUGCAGCAGCAUGUGUAUGAAACAAUCACCAGGAUCUUCAAGAAGCAUGGUGCCGUGCGUCUCCAGACACCGCUGCUCCUCCCCAGAAACAGGAAGGUGUACGAUGGCAGCGAGCUGGCCUGCUUCAUGGACCACAGCGGAAUGCUGGUUACGCUGCCCUACGACCUUCGGAUGCCGUUUGCCAGAUAUGUCGGCCGCAACAAUGUGACACAUUUGAAAAGGUUUAGCAUUGAACGCGUGUUCCGGCCCAGGAAGCCUCACCGUGCCCACCCGAGGGAGCUCCUGGAGUGCGCCUUUGACAUCAUCACACCCGUCACCAACAGCUUGCUCCCGGAUGCUGAGACCAUUUACACCAUCUCUGAAAUAGUCCAGGAAUUCCCUGCACUUCAGGAAAGGAACUAUAACAUAUACCUGAACCACACCAGCUUGUUGAAGGCCAUCCUUCUCCACAGCGGAGUCCCCGAGGACAAACUGAGCCAGGCCUCCAACAUACUGUGUGACGCCAUGAGUGAAAAGCUGACCAAACGUGAGGUGGAGGCAAAGUUCUGCAACUUCUCACUGUCAACAAACAGCUUGCAGACACUGUACAAGUACAUCGAACUGAAGGGAAAUCUGCAGGACGUGGCGCCACUGCUAACAUCACUCACCAAACAGAAGAGCGCCGUCUCCCAACUGGCCAAGCAGGGCCUCAAGGACCUGGAGGAGCUCACGGUGCUUUUGCGUAGACUGGGAGUGAAACUGCAGGUGGUGGUCUACUUGGGAUUAGUGUACAAGGUGCAGCACCACUCAGGGGUCAUGUUCCAGUUCGUGGCUUUUAUCAAGAAACGCAAGCGAACGGUGCCAGAUAUCGUGGCUGCUGGAGGACGCUAUGACCGCUUGAUCCUGGAGUCUAGAGGGCCAGUCUCCACAGUACCAGUCCCCUCUGCAGUAGGGGCCAGCGUGGCUCUGGACAAAGUCUGUGCAGCUAUAGCCAGCAUGGAAGAGCCACCAUUAGUGAGCUCCUGCGAUGCCCUCGUGGUCCCAGUGGGACAUUGUUCAAUGUCCAAAGCCGUCAACGUUAUCCAGAAGCUGUGGAGCGCCGGCGUCUCUGCCGACAUCGCCUACGAUGUCUCACAGUCUCAGGAGGCGUUGUUGGACCACUGCAAGCUGGCCGGCAUCACCUGCAUGGCCCUGGUGUCUGACAAGGAGGGAAACUAUGUGAAGGUAAAAUCCUUUGAGAGGGACAGACAGUCCGAGAAACGGAUUCCUGAGUUUGACCUGGUGGACCACAUCAUUCAGAAAUGUCGGACCAAAUUCUCAGAGGAGAGAAACAUCAGAGAAAUCCCUGAAAGCAUGUCCCUGCAGAACCCCAAAGGAUCCCUGCUUAACACCACAGGCUCUUCAGAGCAGCAUGGGAGCAGCUGCACCUUGAAAAUGAAUGUAAACGUCAUCAGCCCAGAAAAGGUGUCCUCCAGUGCUAGACGACGCUAUGAGACUCAGAUCCAAACCAGAUUACAGAAUCUUGGUAGCAUUUUGCAGAACAAUAGCAAUGACAUUGAGAUUCUGGCGGUGGACCUGCAGAAGGAAACGCUGAUCAACUUCCUGUCCCUGGAGUUUGACGGUGAAGAGCAGUUCAACAGCAGCGUGAAGACUCUGUUGUCUCGGCUUCCAAAGCAGCGCUACCUGAAGUCCAUCUGCGAUGAGAUCCACCAUUACAAAAUUACAAAAAGGAUGCCUGUGGUCGUCUUGUACAGCUACAAGGACGACUACUACAAGAUCCUUCUAUGAAAAACUGAGGACACAUCCCAUCCCGCUCGAUGACAAGUAGACUCCCAAAGACUUCAGUCUUCAUCACUGGACCAACAGAAUCUGCUUGAAGACUGAUUCUUAUCUUCUCUAUUUGGAAAACGUGAGCCACAAAGACACAAAUGUUCUUUUUUUUUAUCAUGUUCAUUGGUAACCAAACUUUUCAACCCAAACCCCAUCACUUUCCCAAAGAUUUCAGUGUUUUAAUGUCUUCUUAAGAAAAAAGUAUAUGGGAGGUUUGAUGGACUUUGCCUUAAUAGGGUUAUAGAAUUUGAGCAAGGGCUUUUUACUGAGGACUAUGUGUCAUGAGUACAAACAGUUUUACAUUUCCAAUUAGCCACAAGAUGGAUUAUAGGAAUAAAUCACCUCUUUUCCA